Molecule: messenger RNA, 1218 nt
Organism: Solanum verrucosum
Lineage: Eukaryota; Viridiplantae; Streptophyta; Magnoliopsida; Solanales; Solanaceae
Product: ACT domain-containing protein ACR9-like
Exons: 7
Coding region: 1-1218 (405 amino acids)
Source: RefSeq, a predicted model, not a curated record
AUGGGAUUACCGAUGGAUGAUGUUGUAAUGAUCCAGAAAGGGAAAAGGUCUGAUGAACCUUAUGUUAUUACAGUGAAUUGUCCAGAUAAAACCGACCUCGGAUGUGAUAUUUGCCAUAUUAUUCUCGAUUUCGGACUCUACAUUACCAAAGGAGAUGUUUCAACAGAUGAGAUAUGGUGCUAUGUGAUAUUAUGGGUGGUUCCUCACUCUAGCUCAUCUAUUGUAAGGUGGGUGAAUUUGAAGGAGCGCCUUUUGUCAGUGUGCCCGUCAUGCUCUGUUUCAUUCUAUUUGAAUGAACCAUCCCCAUGUCCAGCUUCUUCUCCUGUAUACUUGUUGACGUUUUGUAGCCGUGACCGAAGAGGAUUAUUGCAUGAUGUUACCCAAGUUCUCUGCGAGCUUGAGCUUACCAUCCAAAGGGUAAAGGUGACAACAACUCUAGAUGAUCAUGUCCUAGACAUUUUCUUUAUAACAGACCACUCUGAGCUCUUACACACAAAAGAGAGACAAAAUGAAACAUACAAGCAGUUGCAUGUUGUUCUGGGCCAAUCAUGUAGUUGUGAGCUUCAGUUAGCUGGCCCGCAGUAUGAUAAUCUUCAAUGUAUCUCUUCUCUUUAUCCAUCUGUUUCUGAGGAAUUAUUUAGCCCAGAUAUGACACAGUUGAAGAAGGCUAGUGUGACAAUAGAUAAUUCCCUGAGCCCAGGGCAUACAUUGGUUCAGAUCUGUUGUGUUGAUCACAAGGGUUUUCUUUAUGACAUUAUGCGCACAUUGAAAGACUGCAAUAUUCAGAUUGCUUAUGGUCGAUUUUCAUCAGUUAAUAAGGGUUUGAGGGAAUUAGACCUUUUUAUUAGGCAGAAGGAUGGGAAAAAGAUUGUGGAUCCAGAUAAACGAGAUGCUCUUUGUUCUCGCUUGAAGGUGGAAAUGCUUCAUCCUCUACGUGUAAUUAUCACAAAUCGUGGGACAGAUACUGAACUUUUGGUUGCUAAUCCUGUGGAGCUAGAUGGAAAGGGUAGACCCCGAGUUUUCUAUGACGUUACUCUGGCAUUGAAGACUCUUGGGAUCUGCAUCUUCUCGGCGGAAAUUGGAAGGCAUUGUACAAGUGAUCGUGAGUGGGAGUUUUACAGAUUCCUUUUAGACGAAGAUUGUAGAUUUGACAUGUCAUCUAUGGUUGGUAGAAAUCAGAUUGUAGACAAAGUCAGAAGAACAUUGAUGGGUUGGUGA